Messenger RNA from Drosophila erecta, 4707 nucleotides. Its product is annotated as myb-like protein P. The transcript is spliced from 7 exons. The coding region runs from base 641 to 3145 and encodes 834 amino acids. Gene Ontology annotation, biological process: regulation of transcription by RNA polymerase II. The record is from RefSeq and is a predicted model, not a curated record. Gene Ontology annotation, cellular component: nucleus. NCBI's taxonomy places the organism in Eukaryota, Metazoa, Arthropoda, Insecta, Diptera, Drosophilidae. Gene Ontology annotation, molecular function: transcription cis-regulatory region binding.
GGCAACAGUGGCGUCGCAGUGCUGAGCGCAGAGUGUCGCAGGUCGAAGGACUCAGUUAUCGCGUAGCCGCCGUGUGUGACGGACGGACGCAGCUUGGUGUCCGAUUUAAAGGGACUCUUGGUGCGAGAAGUGCAUUCAAUUAACAUAAAAUGUAAUUAGGGAGCCUCUCUCCGCCCCUCUUAAUCAAACGCAAACAUCGGGAAGUGAGCCGCGGAGACAAAACGACUGCCAUUGAAGCGCCUGCAAACAAUUCCAGCAUGCCAGUGCACUCGAAACUCAAUCACGUUGAACGGAAAUCGUCGCAAAUUAAACCAGGCGCAGCAUCGGCAUUGUGAAUGCAGCAUUUCACCUCCACACUCGAGUGGCAAGAUGAAAAGGUACAAGUGUGCAUUCUAAAAAUAACAAACAACUCGAGUGCGAUAAAAACAGCAGUUGCUACCAAGGUAUAAAGUGCCAGCGUAAACACAGCCGGAGAAGGAGCGAAAACAAACAUCGGAGCCACCUAAAACGGCGAACAAACAGCGGAAUCCUUGCAGCGUCGGUGUAUCGGUGUAUCGGUGUGUCGGUGUAUUGGUGUGUGUGUGCUAGUGUGUGUGGCCAAAGGAGCCAAGGAAAGAGUCAGAGCAAAAAUGUGCAAGUAAUGUGCAGCAAGCAAAGUGCAAUGCCAUCCGUGAAAUCCGCCGAAAGUGAGAUUCUUCUUGGGAUUAUAAGGAGCGACAGCAUGACGAGCGGCAAUUCCCUCAGGUCCUGCCUCCUGCUGGCCACCAUCCUGGGAUUACUCUGCCGGAGCAAGGCUUUGCCCUUUGAGUAUGUAGAUGAGCACGAUGACUUCAACUACGACCUGGACACGGCGCAGUCCCAGGCCAAGUACGACGCCCGUCUGCUCUCGCAGCAGAUGCUCAGCGAUGCGGAGCUGCAGCGGCAGGGGCUGAGCGACGCCCAGGACAACGCCCUGGAUGGGAACUCCCCGGCAGCUCAGGGGACUGGAGCCGGAUCUCACUUGGAUGCGGGCUCCUCUGCCCAGGAGGACCUGGAGCCGCACAGCAGGGCAGCGGCGUGCUUCACCAACGGGCACAAGUACCCACACGGACAGAAGGUUCCGCGCCUGGAUGCCUGUGAGGUGUGUCUCUGCAUGGACGGCGAGAUCUUCUGCUGGUGGGAGAAAUGCGAUAAGGCCAAUGUACACAAGACGAGGACGGCGGGGGACAACGCAGGACUUGGACUUGGUGUUGAGGAUGACGAUGACGGUGACGGUAACGGUGAUGGUGACGCCGACGGCGAUGGCGACUAUUCAGAUCCAUAUCGCCACGAGAGCACAACGGGAAAGUCAACAAAAGUGCACAAGGCGGCGAGGAAAGUUGGCAAGCGGCAUAAGCAUCACAAGAACCAAAAGAAUUUUAAUGACUACCAAGUUUACCACAGCCAGCGGGAGAAGCAGCUGCAGCAGCGGCAGCAGGCGGAUUAUAAAAAGUCCGCCAUAAUGCAGCAGCUCCAGAUGCAGCAAAAACACAAGAGCGACAAGAGCGGUGCUGGCAACUACAAUAUAAUCAAGCAACACAAACACGAGCAGCAGCAGCAGCAGCAGCAGCAGCUCAAAAUACCGCAGCAGCAACAUCGGCAACAGCAGCAGCAGCAGCAGCAACAGAAUGCGGCAGCUUUGGGUGUUAAUCACGCAGCAAAGGCAACGCAUUAUCAGCAGGCAGCCUCGACGUCCCUGCCACCGCCGCCGUCCCAGCCGCCGCAGCACAGCCACCACCCGCACCAGCAGCCGCAUUCGUCCAGCAAAAUCCUGAACUUCCCCGAGAACCUGCCAGCCCUGCUCUACUACGACUACAAGACGGAGGAGCACGAGCACCACCAGCACCAGCACCACCAGCAGCACUUGCUGCACGAGAAGCAGCGCUUGCUACAGCAGCAGCAGCAACAGCAGCAGCAGCAGCAGCAGCAGCAACAGCAGCUGCAGCAGGAGGCGUUGGCUCGACAAAGGGCAUCUGAAUCCGCAUCUGAGCCCGACUCGCGGGCUGGAGGCGCAGCAGAGGCAGGCGUGGCACCCAGCGGAGACUUGGCCGCUGAUAAAAACUCUGAUGAGGCGGAAACCGACAGCGAUAUUCUGCCGGAGCCGCCCACCAAGCAGCCCAAGGCAGCUGCCACACAAUGGCCAGCUCCUGCUGGCAGCAGCUCGGCCAGGGCGUUGAUGGCGAGCAACGUGGCAUCCACAUCCACAUCCACGGCUGCAACAACGACAACGACAAAGACAUCGAAAACGACAACGACAACGGGAAGGACGACGACAACGACGACAGGCCCAAGUGAAAUGGUGACAAGCACGCUGUCUGGAAUGGAGAAGUCCGGGGCCACAGUUGCAGCCAGAGAUCUUGGACAGAUGCAGCCCGAUCGCCGUGGACCGGACGCGGAGCGCGACGACGCCUUCCACCGCUGGCUGACAUCCACCGAGCUGAAUGCCGACAACACGAACUCCGUGGACGACAGCCUGGAGCGGGAGACGCCGCCAUCGACCAUAAUCGAUGAUGUUGGCGCGGCCAACAAGAGUGACAGGAGCAUCGGCGGCAUCGGUGGCAUCGGCAAAGACAAUGGCAACGACGCCGUCUUCUUUCGCAGCUCGUACAACGACUACAGCAGCGAAUUCAAUGGCAGCGUUGUCAAUAUUGACAUUACACUAACUGCAGUUGAUGUGCAUGCCCGUCGCCAACCGGAUUUAAUUGCAAAUGGCAACAAAACGUCGGGCGCUAACGACAACGGCAGCAGCAACGGCCAGGUUGGAGCAGCAGGGACAACAAUAAACCCACAGGCCAUCAGCAGCAUCAGCAGCAUCAGCAGCACCAGCAGCACCAGCAGCACCAGCAGCAGCAGCAGCAAUCAGGAGCAGCCGCAGCAGAGCCCUGUUGUUCCGCCGUUCACCCUGACAACGAUUAUUACAACUGCGCCGCUGGCACCAGGGCGUAUGUGCAAUGUUUUGGGCAAACUGUACAAAAUCGGAGACAUUCUGCCGCAGGACACGGGCAACUGCCUGCAGUGCAUCUGCACGGAUGCCGUGACUCCGGACGAGAUGCCGAGCGUCACCUGCAGUCCGCACAACUGCCCACCGCUGGUUCUUCCGGAUCUGUUCGACGCGACUGGUUACUGAGGUUACGGGUUUGUGCUGUAAGUUGCUGCAACUACGCUGGCGACGUGGCAGGUGGCAGGUGGCAGGCGCUGUGGCAGCGCUUGAACCGAUCGCACCGUGAUUUGAAUUUCGAAACCGAAAGCCACAACUGCAGCCAGCCAACGCAAUCGAAUCACACUCCAACUCACUCUCAACUAACUCAACUAACUCAACUCAAUAUGAAACUCAAUGAAUUGUAUGGAUUUCAGUGUAAAGCCCUCCCUAUCACAAGUGCCCCGAGCACUCUCUAAAGCGAACCUAUCAGCAGACAUAUAUUAUAUUCGUACCAAGCUAUAUGGGGAGAGGAGGAGGUAGCAGUUGGUUCACGUUCACAGUCUAGACUCUAAGCUGAAUGUUUAUGCAUUUUAUAAGAAUCCGUAUUCAUCUCUCUCCGGAACAAAAUCCAUCAAUGUAUACAGCAGUAGCAAUCGUAAAGAAUUUAUAGAUGUACCAAAGAAGUAUAUAUACGAGUACAACCAUAUAUCUACUCCAUGGCCAUAUCCAAACCUAUACCUGUGCGUAGCGAGUUCGGUGGGAUCAGUUAAAUUACGUAGAUUAUUUCCCGACUGAGAGGAAACCGUGUAGAGUUUUCAGUGUACUUAACAAAGGCGAGCCCCAAGCGAAACGAGUAACUUAUACAAAUACACGACGUAUAGGCCACUAAAUCUAAACGAAAAAAACUGAACAAUGACAAAUAAUGAACAACGUGCGUAAUAUUUUAGUUUUGAUAUUAAAAGCAAACAACGUAUCCUCAUUUGCAUGCAUGUUAUUGUUUCGCGCUUCUUUUGAAAUUACAGCAUACGUAAUCUAUGAAUCGAAAAUUGUAGUGUGUAUGGCCAUUAUUUUAACAAACACGAAGUUGGCAAGGAAAGACACCAUAUCGAGUAGCUAUAACGUUUUAAGGAAUAACCGAAUAACCGCCACUGUACUUAAAAUAAACUUAGAACCUCGAACUCUCGUACAGUUCAGUGAAUUCAAAAUUUACCGAGUUUACGGAAAAUGGAAAAUCUAUUUCUUUUGGUUUCCGGUGACAGAGGCAGCAUUUAUUUCAAAGCAAGUUUAGGCGUGAUAAACAUUGAUUUAUUCGAAGGGGUUAAAUUAGGCGGAAUAUAUAUUACUUGAAAAGUAGAAAACAAUUUCGAUUUUAAGGCAAAUCAAAAGGCAUUCGAGCGAGUUUUUUAUAACCGAGUUCGAUCAAAACUAUAUAGGCAUGUGAACCAUGGAAUCAAAAUGCAAAAUAUACGUACAUGCGAACAUAGCGAACAGACAAGCAUACAUAUUUAUUAUUGAUGUUCCACAAGAAAAGCCCAAGCGGAAAGGAAAAUAGAAAAUAGAAAGGAGAAAAAUCCAUCUCGAACGAGCGUAUUAAAAAUGUAUACAAAUAUGCGUAUUUAUGUAUGUGUAAAAUAAAUGUAACUACAACUCUCUACUAAUCUGCAACUCGCACACAGAUUCAGAUGCACCGGCGUCCUGUGUUUAAAUGGAAUUUGUGUUUGAACUCAAAUUGAAAUCAAAUCGACAUGAAUAAACCGAAACCCAACUAA